AUGUCAAUUCGUUAAGAGUAAUAUUGCCAAAUUUUAUAAUAGGUCAGAUCUUAGUUGUGAACUGCUGAGGUCCACAUUAUAGGAUAUUAAUAAUAGAUUAAAUAAUUUACAUUAAUGUGUUCCAAAUCCUCAUAGUAGAAAAGAUAAAAUGUAUAAAGAAGCACCAAUUCCUAGACUAAAUUUACAUAAAAUAAAUUAUGUGUAAAAAGAAAACUAUUUACCAUUAAAGAAGGUGACAGCAUCUUUUGGUGAUUAAAUAAAUGAUUAAAUUGAGAAAAUCGAUGAAAAUAAUUUCGACGAUUUAUAAAAAAAACCUUAGAUAAAAACUAUGGCUUAAUAAAUUCCAUAAAAAUUAAGAUGUCAUUCAAUAAAUAAUUCAUAAUAAGUACUAAAAAAUUAGAAUAAUCAUUCAAUUUAAUUCAAAGUAUCUAAUAAAUCAAGAUUAUAAAAUUCUUGUGAUAUUUAAUAUUUCUAAUCAUUGCAUCAAUCCCAUGAGAAACCUUUGAAAUCCUCAUAUAUUUGUAGUUAAUACAGUUAAAUAGCAUAAAAAGAUGAAAGUUUUGAAUAUGUUAAACCAACACUUAUGCAAAAACCAAUUAUAUUAGAAUAGUAGUAAUAAAAUGUGCAAACUAGAAACUACUCUUAAUUAUCUACACCUAUUAAACAAGUAGCAAAUGUCUCUUAAGGAUAAACUCCAUUAAAAAGAGGGAAUUCAUCUACAAACAAAAAAAUGAUAUAGAAUAAUUCAAAUUAGAAUCAGUCUUAUUAAUGUUUUCAAGUUUAACAAUAGACAUAAUAAUUAUAUAAUUAAGAUUUAAUUAAGUAAAUUAUUAAUAAUAAUAUUGAUUAGAAUUUUACAAAAUCAUUCUAAUCAAUAUUAGUAAUAGUAGAUUCAAUAUCAUUCAGUUUAAAAUGCUCUGAACUCUUGUUAAAAUACUUAGAAUAUGGCUUAAUUCAAAGUAUCUCAAAAUAGAAAUGCUUCAAAUAACUAAAGAGUAUCUAUGGGAUAAAUGUUAUAUGGAAAUUCAAUGGUUAGAUUGUGA
Messenger RNA from Paramecium pentaurelia, 1043 nucleotides. The record is from the annotation of a GenBank genome assembly. NCBI's taxonomy places the organism in Eukaryota, Ciliophora, Oligohymenophorea, Peniculida, Parameciidae.